Penicillium psychrosexuale is the source of this 765-nucleotide messenger RNA. RefSeq names its product SDR family oxidoreductase. The transcript is spliced from 4 exons. NCBI's taxonomy places the organism in Eukaryota, Fungi, Ascomycota, Eurotiomycetes, Eurotiales, Aspergillaceae. The record is from RefSeq and is a predicted model, not a curated record. Bases 1 to 765 code for a protein of 254 amino acids.
AUGUCCCAAGGUUCAAGACUCCAAGGCAAGGUUGCCAUCGUCACCGGAGGAGGUAAUGGAUUCGGCGCAGCUAUCGCUCGACGAUUCGGCGAAGAGGGUGCCAAAGUGAUCGUUACCGAUAUCAACGUUGAGGGCGGCGAGAAAGUCGCCUCGCAGAAUCCUUCCAACCUCAUCUUUCAGCGCCAAGAUGUCACACAAGAAGCGGACUGGAAUAUGGUGUUGGAUUUGGCAUUCUCCAAGUUCGGGCGAGUGGAUGUGUUGGUGAACAAUGCGGGCACUAGCUAUCGCAACAAGCCGACAGCAGAGGUCACAGAGGAAGAGUGGGAGCGUGUGUUUAAAGUCAAUGUGAAGAGCAUUUAUCUUUCUACAAAGGCCCUGAUGCCGCGUUUCAUCGAUCAAGGCCAGGGUGGGUCGGUGAUCAACAUCUCCUCCACGGGAGCAAGUCGACCACGGCCUGGAUUGGUUUGGUAUAAUGCCACCAAGGGGGCAGUCACUAAUGCGACCAAAGGUCUUGCCGCGGAGUACGGUCCCCACAAUAUCCGAUUCAACACUGUCGCUCCUCUUCUUUCUGGUACUGGACUGUUUUCCAUGUUCACUGGCAUGGAAGAUACCCCUAAGAACCGAGAGAAGUUCAUCGGAAAUGUGCCAUUGGGCCGACUCACUGAUGUGGAUGAUAUCGCCAACAUGUGCCUGUACCUGGCCAGUGACGAGGCUCGUUUUAUCAAUGGCACUGAGAUGGUAGUGGAUGGUGGAAAGUGUGUUUAG